AUGGGAUUCAAAUUCUCCCAUCUCUGUGACCUACUAGCGAGCCUAGAGGACAACCGGACGGCCAAGGCUGCUUCGACGAGGAAAGAUGUACCAGAUAUUCGAGUCAUUGCUCAAUGGUUCGUCCGCCAUGACAGGAAUAUUCAUUCCCCCGAUACAGAUAUGCUGGCCCUGCUUUCAUGCAUGUUUCCCGAGCGACGUCCUGACCGAGUGUACUGGCUGCAGGCCACAUCAUUGGCACGCGUGAUUGGCCGCUGCCUGGGCUUGGGAUCAUCCCGGCUGGCAGAGAUGGAGCGAUGGUGGAAGUCUGGUGGCCCUGACCUGGGACAGUGCGUCGAGGAUGUGAUGCGCCAGGCUGAAAAUCAUGUCCCCGAUGGUUGUGAGGUCUCGGUAGAAGAGAUUGACCAGGCUCUGGCGAUGAUUGCUUCACGGUGCCGCUUCUCAGGCCCACAGGUUCGCCGACAACAAUCUGCAGUGAGCGUUGAAGGCGCUCUUUCGCCACUGUAUCGCAGAAUGAGCAGCCGCGAUGCGAAGUGGCUUACUCGCAUGAUUUUGAAGAGCUACGCUCCAGUAGCCCUCCCGGAGAGGAUUACUCUGGAAGGGUUCCACUUUUUGCUUCCACAUCUUCUUCAGUUUCAGAGCACCUUAGAAGGAGCAUUAGGUAUGUUGGCUUCAAAACCCUUGAAUCAUUUCCCAUCUCGCCCCAAUCCGAAGCUGGCGGGCACUUUGUCUUCGAUUGCCCUUGAACAUUUGCAGCCAAGAACAGGAAUUAAAAUUGGCCGACCUGAAUAUUUCAAGGCUCGCAGUAUCAAACACUGUCUGCAAAUGGCGAAUGGACGUCGUAUGAGCGUCGAAAGGAAGUAUGAUGGGGAAUAUUGUCAGAUCCAUAUUGAUCUAACAAGGAAACAAAACCCAAUACAAAUCUUCUCCAAAAGCGGCAAAGAUUCCACCACAGAUAGGUCUGCCAUUUUCACAGUCUUGGAAGAAUCGCUUCAAAUUGGAAAGCCUAGGUGCAGGUUUUCCACCCGGUGUAUUCUCGAAGGAGAGCUACUCGUGUGGAGCGAUAAGCAUGGCGGAGUUGUAGGAUUCCACAAGCUUCGCAAAUUCCUUUCCCGAUCCGGCACGUUCAUUGGCAUCGAACAAGAUUCCCCGCCACAGCCAUAUGAGCAUCUGAUGAUUGUGUUUUUCGACAUUCUUCUUCUAGAUGAUGACGUGUGCCUCAGAGCUCCCCAUCGAAAAAGAAGGCUCCUUCUUCAAAAAGUAGUUCAAAGUAUUCCUGGCCACGCUGCUGUAGCGGAACAAGAUAUUUUGGACUUCAGCCGAAUUGACAGCAAAAGCCGGCUCGAAGCCAGCUUUGCAAAGGCGAUAACCCAAAGGUGGGAGGGGUAUGUUUUGAAGGGGUGCGAUGAACCAUAUUUCCCGAUAUACGCUGCUGGCGUCGAUAAGUCGUUUAGUCGAUGGAUCAAGCUCAAAAAGGACUACAUCCCGGGUCUUGGUGAUACUGUGGAUCUCGCGUUAGUAGGUGCUUGUUACAAUGCCCAAGAAGCGGCCGCCAUUUCCCCUUCCACAAAAUUGAAGUGGACCCAUUUUCUGGUCGGAUGUCUCCUGAACAAGGAUGCUAUUCUUCAAGUUGAAGCUGUACCGCAGUUCAAAGUGAUCGAUGUGAUCAAUCGUCAUUGCAUGAAUCGAACCUUUUUACAAUACCUCAAUCAAUUUGGGGAAUUCUACGCUUCUGACCCAGAAUCUUUCGAGAUUUUUCAUCUUGAGUAUGGACGAAGUGAGAUCCCGGCGGCUUCUGUGGUUUUCAAAAGACCGUUUAUCGUCGAGAUGAUGGGCAGUGGAUUUGAAAAGCCAUCUGGUGCAAGGUACUACACUCUACGCUUCCCCAGAAUUCUGAAAAUUCAUACAGAAAGGGCACUUGAGGAGGCUGCUUCUUUCCGCGAACUGCAACUUCUGGCAGAGGACUCCAGAUCUAUACCCGCAGAAGAGCUAUCCCAAGAACAAGAACAAUGGUGCAAGAGAUUGAAGGUUGGAGAUGAAUCUGGUCAUUACAAGGUCCAAAGAUCUUGCAGCCCCUCUUCGGCAAUAUCGUACGAAGCAGAGUCAAAUGAAACCCCAACAUCGGAAAGUACUCAUGCCACAUUUACUGACCGUGGUUCUUCAAUGGACUCUUGUCGAUUGGUCAAUACAGCCUACCGACAUUCAAGCUUGAAUCACUCGCAUAACAGCACCGAGGAUUCUCCUGUAGUGCACAUCGAUGAGACUAGGAUUCUGUCUUGUACUCGGAAUAUGUCUCAUGACCCAACUGUGCUAGCUGAAAACGUGAAUUUGUUGUCUCACAAGAGAACUGAUCUAAAUUUUACCAGUAUCAGUUCCUCGGCGCUGGGAAAACAGGACCAGAAAGACUCAUCCAACGCACGACCAACCAAUUUCGAUUCCAUGCACCACGAGAAUCAAGUAAAGCCCAAUCAAAAUGGUACAGAAAUUGACACAAAAUACCUCUCAAAUGAAUAUCAAGGUGAAAUAUUUCAAUCACCAUUGACAACAAUCCCUGUCUAUAUGCCUGGAAAAUCGACAACGCAAUAUUUACGGAAGGCAAACGAAAAUUCUUCUGGGAUUUGUGAAUUCUUUCACGCCCUAUGCUCCGAAGGCUUUGUCUCCGCUUUCCGAAAAUCGAAUCCUCUGGCGGCAUCUCAAGGCAUAGUCUAUGGAAUGGCUUUGAUCAAUCCUGGGGAAUCACGACUUGGACCGGAAAUACAGAAAGUGGCGAAAUUCGUUCUUCAAUCAAUCCGCCGAGACACGACCGCAUUCCCUCCCAAAGGAAGAAUUAUCUUCUUAGACUCGGUCAUACUGGAAGAGAAUCUUGAGCCUGAGGAUCUUCGAUUUUGCCUGCGAGAGACUUGGCGAGAUCUUGGCCGCCGAUAUUAUUAUGCAUGUCUUCGAUGGGAUUUGACGGCAGGAGAUAGAACACAAGAGUCAGGGCAAACAAUGAAUUUUGGCAUUGAUAACCGUGAGCAAUCUCCAUGCCUUUUGGCAAGUUUUGACGAAGAUGAAGUUUUGGCACUUGGAGAGUACCCCUCUGUUGACUCGCUGUUGCAUACUAGCAGCAACUGA
Molecule: messenger RNA, 3111 nt
Organism: Penicillium macrosclerotiorum
Lineage: Eukaryota; Fungi; Ascomycota; Eurotiomycetes; Eurotiales; Aspergillaceae
Product: ATP dependent DNA ligase domain protein
Exons: 2
Coding region: 1-3111 (1036 amino acids)
Biological process (GO): nucleotide-excision repair, DNA gap filling; DNA recombination; double-strand break repair via nonhomologous end joining
Cellular component (GO): DNA ligase IV complex
Molecular function (GO): DNA ligase (ATP) activity; DNA binding; ATP binding
Source: RefSeq, a predicted model, not a curated record